UGUAGUGCAGAGAGUCCAAGCCCGGAGCAACGUCGCGUGGCGACCUACGCGCUCAGUGUGUACAUCGCACGCACUCUCUGCCCUCGAAUUUUUCCUCCCUUUAUCUCAGAGAGCCAUGUACCCGAAAGCAAAGGGAACGACCGUGCCGUCAGACGCUCAAGCAAGAGAAAAACUCAAUCUCUACGUCUACGAGUAUCUGGUAAAUGCCGGAGCGACAAGGACAGCUCAAUCGUUUCUCAACGAGAUUCGCUGGGAAAAGAACAUUACGCUCGGAGAUCCUCCCGGAUUUUUAGCCAACUGGUGGUGUGUCUUUUGGGAUCUCUACUGCGCAGCGCCGGAAAAGAGAGACACAAACGAGCACUCGAGCGAAGCGAAAGCAUUUCACGACUAUUUCUCUCCCGAUGGAGGUCCACCGCCUACCGGACCACCGCCAGGCAACUUCUUUCCUUCUGGUCAACGGCCGCAGUCUGCAUCCAUGCCUGGUCAACCUAUGCCUGGUCAACCAUUGCCUGGUCACCCUACUCCACCUCCGGGACAUCCUAUGGCUGGGCAUCAAGGAAUUCAAAUGCAAUAUCGGUACGGACCUCGUCCGCCAAUAAGACAACAAAUGGCCGGCACACCAACUGGGUCUGCUAUUUUACCGAGUUCUAUGGACCCAAUGAGGCAGCAUGCUGCGGGUCGGAUGAUGAUGCCGGGUCAGCCGGGCACACCUCCCAACUCUGUACAGAGGAUGACACCUCACGGAGAAGCUAUUCAGCAGCAGAGAAUACCAAUGUCUCAGGCCUAUCAUCCUGCCAUGAGACCGGGUAUGGUUAAUCAUUCGAUGUCACUGCCGUUGCAAAAUCAUGGAAUGCCUGGCAUGCCACAUGGACCGAGAGCAGCUUGGGGUCAGCCAUCGCCGUUGUCUUCGCAUGCAUCGCAGACGAGUGCACCUGGAACACCUGUGACACCUGGACCCGGACCUCCUCAUCUACACUUGGGGCAUCCGUAUAUGCAACAUCAGCCAUUGUCCAACAAGUCAGGUUCUCCUCGAACACCUCUAGAUCCUUGUGCUCCUGAUAGUUUAUAUAACCAUCAAGGGCAGCCUGUAUCGAUAUACGGAGCCAGUCCGAUGGCUAAUGGUUCGAUUCCGAUGUCAGGUCAUGGUCCUUUGCACCCUCAUCCUCAUCCUCUAGUUGGUUCAGGUGUACCGACUAUGAAUGAUGGGCAUCAUGAUCUCAGGCUACAUAAGGUACACGAUGGACCAGACGAGCAUCAGAACAUGGCAGUUCCCAAUAAAUCAGAUGUGGGAGGAUUUCCUUUGAAUUUUCGAGAAGACGGGUUUGUAGAGAACGCUAGUGCAAGUCACGAGAUUCAGAGAAUCGAGGAACGACUCGGACAAGAAGCGAAACAAUUCGAGAAACCGUUAGGCGGAAUGGGCCCUCCUGAUGGUCGUGCUGAGAUUAGAUGGAGUCAAUGACUGAUACUCGUCUGGAUGCAGUCACUAUGUACCUUAUAUUCAGUGCAGAGCUGGGGAUUUUUAUGUGUGAUGCAUAGGCAUAGGAUUUGAUUAAAACAGACAGAAACCAAAGUUAUAUGAGAGAUGACCUGCUAUUUGUAAGAGGACAAUAUAUUCAUAGAGGCAGGUGUAUUUCUGUGCUCAGACUUGUAGUCUCUACUCUGAUUAGUUUGCUAGGAUGUCUCAGUGACUGGAGCGUGGAUGUAGAUGGAAGAUUACUGUUUAGAUCUUUGA
Messenger RNA from Corticium candelabrum, 1732 nucleotides. Its product is annotated as single-stranded DNA-binding protein 3-like. The record is from RefSeq and is a predicted model, not a curated record. The transcript has 19 exons. Gene Ontology annotation, biological process: positive regulation of transcription by RNA polymerase II. NCBI's taxonomy places the organism in Eukaryota, Metazoa, Porifera, Homoscleromorpha, Homosclerophorida, Plakinidae. Bases 116 to 1459 code for a protein of 447 amino acids. Gene Ontology annotation, molecular function: single-stranded DNA binding; protein binding. Gene Ontology annotation, cellular component: nucleus.